GGCGGAGGCUCCCCAGGCUGUGGAGCUCAGAGGAUGCUGGCUCCCUGAGGAUCGGCGCCCCCCGCCAGCCUCAUCUCCCGGCUGGGCAGGCCGCCGAUGGGGAUUAGGAAGUGGCUGCCUGAACUAUUUUCUGAAGUAUAGACAUUACAAAGCAUUGAAUACUGCAGCUCACCAAGAAGAUCCUAUUGGUUUGGGGGACCCAGCUUCCAGCAGCCACAGGGGAUGCUGCUCCUCCGGCGCCGUCUGCAACGAGCUCCGCCUCAGCAGCUUUUGUGCAGGUUCCGUGCCACGAUGGGGAAACUGCAAAGCAAACUCAAACACAGCACCUACAGAUACAGGCCCGACGCAGUUAUAGAAGAGAGGAUCCAAACUAGAGCUCUUCAAGAGUACAGCCCAGCUCACAUGGACGCCGUCUCUGCUGUUGCUGCUCUGGACUCGGACCUGUGCGUCUCCGGAGGAAACGAUAAGACAGUCGUGGCCUAUAACUGGAAAACCGGAAACGUGGUGAGAAGGUUCCAAGGACACGAGCAUGAAAUCACCAAGAUAGCCUGUGUCUACAAGUCGAAGCAGUUCUUCAGCGCCUCUCGGGACAGGAAGGUCCUGAUGUGGGACCUGCACGGCUCCUCCCAGCCCAGCCAGCGGUUCUCGGGCCACGCCAUGGCGGUCACGGGGGUGGCCGUGAGUCCAGACUCGUCACAGCUGUGCACUGGCUCUCGGGACAACACCCUCCUUCUGUGGGACGUGCAGACCGGGCAGUGUGUGGAGCGAGCUUCAGUCUCCAGGAACUUGGUCACGCACCUGUGUUGGGUCCCCCGAGAACCAUAUGUGCUGCAGACUUCCGAAGAUAAGACCGUCAGAUUAUGGGACAGCCGGGGGCUGCAGGUAGCUCAUAUAUUUCCCGCAAAGCAACACAUUCAGACCUACUGCCAGGUCAGUGAGGAUGGACACCGGUGCCUCUCCUGCAGCAACGGCUUCGGAGGGGAAGGCUGUGAAGCCACGUUGUGGGACCUAAGGCAGACGCGGAACAGACUGUGUGAGUAUAAGGGGCAUUUCCAGACUGUUGCAUCCUGUGUCUUUCUACCAAGAGCACUGGCCUGGGUGCCUGUAAUUGCUACCUCAUCACAUGACUGCAAGGUGAAGAUUUGGAACCAAGAUACUGGAGCCUGCCUGUUCACCUUGUCUCUGGAUGGAUCAGGACCCUUGACAUCGCUGGCUGUUGGUGACACCACCUCCUUACUGUGUGCUAGUUUCAGCAGAGGGAUUCACUUGCUCAGAGUGGACCACACCCGAGGGCUGGAGCUGCGGGAAGUGGCGGCAUUCUGAGGCCAGGAGACAUUUGCUGGGCAAUAUCACACCGUGGCCCCUCCUUUCUCAGUGUGGUUUUGUGCUUUUCAUGUUGUCUUCAGGGGAGGGCGACGUGGGGCGUAGGUUCACUUAGAGGGCAUAUUAGUGUUAGAAGGCAGUUUAAGGCUACUGGCUCCAAAUCAGAUGUGAAGUUUAGAAAUGUGGACUCAACAUAAGGUUCUCAAGCUGUUAAAUCCAGAUGCAAGUUUUAGUGAACUCUUGGGACUGCUCUUCAAAAAACAGUUUAUGGCUCAAAGUGGAGACCUGUAGGUCUCUGAAAGGGGUCUCUGUGAGAGUCAGGACACAGCGUCUGAGUCUCUUGAAUUGACCUUUUCUGUGUCUCCACAGAAGCAAGCAAGGGGGAGAGAAACUGUUUUCCUUGGCUUCAAAUGAUGUACGUGGGAAAGAAUAGUGCAGCGCCACAGAGGAAAUAGAUCGCAGACACGAUAUGAAGGUCCCGUCACUGCUCCUCGGCAACGUGAAGAAUCAGAGUUAGGGCAAGAAAGCGAAAGCCUUGGCUUCUACUCACAACGGUAGCAGAAAGGGUGGCCAGCCCCUGCGAGUUCCUGAGCCCUUCUUAGACUGGCGCGGAGGUUGUGUGAAAAUAAGGCUCGAGAUGGCUUGAACAGGCUGACAACCCCAAGGAACUGGUCCAGGAUUAUGGGAGUUACCAAAUUGGUUCUGUAGGUAAGGAAAUGGGGAGGUUGCAAGAUUAAGGCUUAACACUUUUCACUCAUACAUUUUAAUAUUUUUAUUUAGUUUUAUGUAAACUCUCUCUAGGGAAUGGCAGGAGUGAGGCAAAGGGAACGUCUGCGAUGACGAUAGAUCACAGAGAGAAAGUAGAGGUGCAGACCCCACUGUGCGCGGGCCACGGAGCCCCCUCCGUGAGGAGGGGCAGGCGCCCGGUGUGCCUGGGUGGUCCCAGGAGGUCAGUCCCCACGUGGCACCCAGAAGCCCCUGUUCCUCCGGUGGAGAUCGAGCUCCCCCUGCCUUCAGGCAGGCCCACGCCCCCACCCCCAGAGGAUUCCCUUUCUGAUGAGUCCCAGCCGAAGAAGAUUUUGCAUUGGUCUUUGCCUGCCCCUGACACCCCUGGCUGACAGCCACCUUCCUGCCUCCCCCUGCUCCUCUUCAAGUCCAGCUCCCCCAGGCCGUCCCCACCAACUGGGGAGGAGAAUCUCAAGCUGCUGCAAAGUGUCUGACCUGAGUUUGAAUCUCCAGUUCUCCAUUUAGCCGGAUGAUCUUGGGCACGUAGUGAAAUCUCAGCUUCCUCACUUACUGUGUAGGGCCGUAAUCGAGUUCCUCACGGGGCUAUUCUGAGGACUGAACAGAACCCUGUUAAAUGGCAAGCAAGGCAGUAGGUGCUUGUAAGUGGUAGCCAUUGUUAUUUAUUGCCCUCCGUGCAGAUGAAACGCUCUCUUUACCACAUGAAACAUCUACCAUUCCUCAUCCAUUCUUCUUAGAUCUUACUGUCUAAGCUUUAGUCAUUGCUCAGCUUCCCCUUUGAUCUUGGCACUUGGGAAGAACAAAGGGGUGGUGAACGUGGAAGCUGUGUCAUUGAGCAGCUACAGGUGGCUGAAUACAUUUAUUCUCACUCUCAUUCUUACUAGUAUUCCCAUUUCACAGAGGAGGACGCAGAGGCCCGAGGUCACACACGUAGGUAGGAAAGGGAAGAACUGAAAUUUGAACUGAGGCCAGUCUGACUCAAAGCCAGAUUACUUUCCUCCCUUUCCCUUUGCCUUUGGGUGAUGUCACAAAGUUCACGUCAGAAAUGUAUAGAGACUAAAUUGUUGGUGCAUUUUCUAGACCAGUUAUUAACUUUCUGGCUCCAAGGAGCUCUCCCUUGCCAGUUGCCCAGGAGCCGUAGACAGGUGUCUCAGGGAAAGUCCCAGGGCACCUGCUAGUGCCGCAGCUGACCCUUUCUCCUAGAGGGGAAGCAGGCAGGAAGUCAGAAAACCCAAGGGAGCAGGUUGGGAUGGGGGGCUCCCCGGGGGAGGGACAGGCUGCGGUGGGAGGGAGCACAGCUUUGAGAAGACAGUGGGCCUCUGAUGAAUUCGCAGGGCUCUGUUACAAUAAAGUUGUUUCCCUAAACUCGACACAGGUGCGUGAUGUGUAAGUGCCUUAUUGUGCGGUUCAAGUAAAAAAGAGAUGAAUAAAUGUAAAUGUUUCUGUAGGAUUUUUCAGUGUAGGAUUUUCAGUGUUCGGUGUGCCCUACACAGGCACCCCCAGCACCUAAGAGCCAGGCUGCUGCAACGCAUUCAUUCCCCUGCCCAACACUUCAUGUCAGAGGCGGCCUGCUAAGUCGUAGUGAGGGGUUUCCCAAAGACAGCUGACUGUUUUCCCCAGAAGGUAUAUAAGCUCUUGGAUCCGGCCAAUUGUAUGUUUAAAAUUUAAAUAAAUUUGUAUCUUGUAUAUUUACCAUUUAAAUAUAUUGACAUAGUUAAGGAGAGGAGUGGUGAUUAUUAAUGACCUUUAUUUUGACACAGAAAAUACAAGUAUAAAACUCAGGUCACUUGGUGUUUUUAACCUUUUAAUACUGAACAAAGGGAGCUUAGCUAUUUCUGAGUAGCCUUUGGAAACAUAGUGAUUAAAGAACAGCUUCAUCGUAAAGAAGGCG
Phyllostomus hastatus (greater spear-nosed bat) is the source of this 3958-nucleotide messenger RNA. It is a transcript of the gene WDR31, whose product is annotated as WD repeat domain 31. The coding region runs from base 223 to 1323 and encodes 366 amino acids. Gene Ontology annotation, molecular function: protein binding. NCBI's taxonomy places the organism in Eukaryota, Metazoa, Chordata, Mammalia, Chiroptera, Phyllostomidae. The record is from RefSeq and is a predicted model, not a curated record. The transcript has 11 exons.